AUGCCUGUCACUUGCUCCAAUGAAGGUUGUGACGAAGUCGUGAGCAAACGCGAUGUAAAGCAACACGAGCUCGAUUUAUGUCGCUUCAAGACGACGACCUGUGACGACUGUGGGAAAAAAAUGCCUCACCUUGAAUAUGGCGCCCAUGGCUGCGUCCUACGACGUGAAAUGGAUGAAGUAAAGCAGGGUCUGACAGAAAUGAAAGCCACGCAACAUGAAAUGAUGGAAGAAAUGAGAGAAGGCAUUCAACGAUUGACGAUUGCGUUUGAAAGUCUGCAAAAGUCUGUAAACUCCAAGAGUACUGAUAUUGUUGUCAUCGCAGGUUUCAAUCCCAAAACAAAACUGUUCCUUUCUUCUGUUGAGCGAUUUAACUUGUUAAACCAAACCUGGGCACAACUGCCUCGGUUGAAAAUAGCUCGAACGAAUUCUGCAGCUUUAGUGCUUAAGAAUCAAUUGUUUGUUUGUGGUGGGUUCCACAAAUCUGAUGGGUAUCUGGAUAGCAUAGAAGUAUUGGAUCUGAAUGGUAAUCCUCCAGAAUGGCAUGACUUUUUUGUCAAUCUUCCUAUCAAGGUCUCUGAUCACAAGUGCGUCGUCCAUGGGGAUCGUUUGCUGAUUAUUGGUGGCGAAACGAGGUCAGGCGAGAAUUUGGACACGAUAUACGAGCUUCUCCUUGUUCCUCCGUAUUCAUCCAAGUUGCUUUGUCACAUGAAGAAGAAACGAGCGUACCAUGGAGUGGAGUUGUUCGACGAGAAGGUUUUAAUCGCUGGUGGUGCUGGAGCUGAAACUGAUGUGGAAAUAUUCGACAUAGCAAGAAAUGAAUGUGUUGAAAUGCCACCACUGCCAUCUCGUGUUUGCCGUAUGGGCACAGUUCGUCGUGGUGACACCAUGCUUUUGAUUGGAGGCGUGGACGGUAUCGACGCACAGAAAGCCAGCAAUGCGAUUAUCGAGUACGAUUUCAAAACUGGCCAGAAUAAGAUCCUAUUGGCCAUGAAAAUGAAACGAGCUGACUGUUUGUGUGUUUGUCGUGGAAACACGCUUAUUGUAAUUGGUGAUGUGGGGUACAACUCUGAUGCAGUGGAUUGUUUCAACUUUUCAUCAAAUUCUUGGAAGAGAUUACCCUCAAUGGCUGAGGCAAGGGUAUUUGCUUCUGCAGUUCUUGUAAAUUUGGAGAAUUUUGAAUUUUGA
Molecule: messenger RNA, 1185 nt
Organism: Paramuricea clavata
Lineage: Eukaryota; Metazoa; Cnidaria; Anthozoa; Malacalcyonacea; Plexauridae
Source: the annotation of a GenBank genome assembly